Messenger RNA from Eimeria mitis, 576 nucleotides. RefSeq lists its product as uncharacterized. NCBI's taxonomy places the organism in Eukaryota, Apicomplexa, Conoidasida, Eucoccidiorida, Eimeriidae. The transcript is spliced from 4 exons. The record is from RefSeq and is a predicted model, not a curated record. Bases 1 to 576 code for a protein of 191 amino acids.
AUGCAGAUCGUGCAGCAGCAGCAGCAGCAGCAGCAGCAGCAGCAGCAGCAGCAGGAACAGCUGCUGGUGCUGCUAAUGCAGCAGCAACCGCACCAGCAGCAGCAGCAGCAGCUGAUGGUGCUGAUGAUGGUGCUGCUGCUGCCACUACAGCAACUGCAGCAGCAGCAGCAGCAGGAGCAGCAACAGCAGCAACAGCAGGGAGCAGCAAGCAGCAUAGCAGCAGCAGCAGCAGCAAUAUGCACAUGCAGCAGCAGGAGCAGCAGCAGCAGCAGCAGCAGCAGCCACAGUAUGCUUCUAAAGCAGCAACAUCAGCUGCUAAUGCAGCAGCAACAGCACCAGCAGCAGCAGCAGCAGCAGCAGCUGAUGGUGCUGAUGAUGGUGCUGCUGCUGCCACUACAGCAACUGCAGCAGCAGCAGCAGAAGCAGCAACAGCAGCAACAGAAGGGAGCAGCAAGCAGCAUAGCAGCAGCAGCAGCAGCAAUAUGCACAUGCAGCAGCAGCAGCAGCAGCAGCAGCAGCAGCAGCAGCAGCCACAGUAUGCUUCUAAAGCAGCAACAUCCUCUGCAGCAGCAGUAG